UUCACCUUAAAAUUUAAAUUGAAUUGUGAAUUCGAAGUCUGGGUGGAUGUGCUUCCUUUAUGGAUUUGAAUACAGAAAAUAGAUUUUCGAGAUCAUCUCUUCAAGUUUCAUUAAAUUAGGUUCAACCCACUUUAUCUUCAGAGGAUUUCACCUGAUAGCAUGAGGAUAAACUAUGAACCAUGAAAGCCAACAGCAAGGAAGUUUACUCUACCCAGUUCGAUCUACAGGAGAACAGAAUGAAUUACACAAAUACGGAUGACAACUCCAUCACUAAAAUUAAGAGCUCCGGGUUCACAAUCGAUGAUGAUGGCCUUUACGAUCCUAGUGAUGAUUUGACACAGCUUCACUGGCUUGCGAGCUUUAUAGAGGAGCCUUCACUAGGAAUGGUACCAAAACCACCGAUUUCUCCUCGUUUUGGAGCAGAAACUAAGGAUAUACAUGGUGUAGUACAGAUUUCUGAUGAAUUUAGAAACUCAAGUGGCAUUUCAGCAUUGGAAAGCAUCUCUUGUUCUCCCGAUGUGACUGCUCCAGGAAAGGUAACAGUCCCGUUUAGCAAUUGGGAUUCCUGGAGUCCUCCCCUUGCUAAUUCCAAUCCAGUUUCGGAGCAUUGUCCAAACACUUUUAGCAAUUGGGAUUCCAGGAGUCCUCCCCUUGCUAAUUCCAAUCCAGUUUCGGAGCAUUGUCCAAACACUUCUGUCUCUGCUAAUGCUGCUGUCUCCUCUUAUUCAGAUUUCUUGAGUUCUGAGCAAGCAAAAUCCCAAUCCUCAAACAGACUUUCUGAGACAGACCAGGAGAUUGAAGCAAAAUGGGAGGAUGCGACAAAGGUCAUCAAUUGCAUGAACUGUGACACACAGAAAACCCUUCACUGGAUAGAUGAACCAAAGACACACUGUGUUGCUUGCCAUACAAAGUAUAAUAUGUCUGUAGGCCAUCUACAUCACUUCGUCUCGGAGGAAAAAAAAUGCCACUUUUCAAACAAGAUUUUCAAUAGAAGUCAGGGGAUCAAAAAGAAGGAACAAGGUAAGCUACAGGUCGUAAAAUGCAUGCACUGUGGCACCCAGAAAACUCCACAAUGGAGAGGUGGACCAAUGGGUCCUAAGACACUUUGCAAUGCCUGCGGCGUGAGAUAUGGGUGUGGAAAACUCGUACCAGAAUAUAGACCUAAAUUUAGGUCUAGAAAAUUUGUACUGGAAUAUAGACCUAGACCUUCUGCAAGUCCUACAUUUUCAGUUGAAAAGCACUCCAACUCCCAUAAGAAGAUCUUGGAAAUGAUCGGUCAAAAGGAUCUUACAUCACAAGCCUUUGAGGCAAAACAAACAUGUUCUGGUUCUGAAGUACAAGCUUCCUACAUGAAAUCGUCACAAGAAGUAUUGGAAAACUGUCCAAACUCUUCUCUCCUUGCUAAUACUGCAGUAUGUGGUGUUUCAGAUUACUUAGUUUUCAAGCAGACAAAAUAUGAUUCCUUAAAAGAAAUCCCAAAGUCGAAGCGGGGGAUUAUUAGAAAGGGGCGGGCUGCAAUGAAUUGUAAAGCUGGAUCAAUGGAUUGUAAGACACCAUGCAACACCAGUGAUGUAAAAUCUGGAAGAAAUUCGCCAGAGUACAGACCUGUUCCAAGUCCUACAUUUUUGGAUGGUAGACACUCUCACUCCCACAAGUUGGUCUUGGAAGAGAAGGCUCAAAAGGAACUUGUCCAUCAGGAAGAACAAACACAUAUUGCUUCCGAAUUACAGAAUUCAUGUGCUGAACCACCACAAAAUGUAUUGGAGAAUCAACCAAAAUCUUUUCUCUCAAAUGAUGCUUCAGUCUGUAGUGGUUCUGAUCACUUUGUUUCUAAGCAAGUGAACUCUGAUCCCUUGGAAAAGAUUCAAAAGACAAACAAGGGGAUCAUUAGAAAGGUGCAGAAGGCAAUGAAGUCCAGGAAAUGCAUGCACUGCAGCAUUAAAAAAUCCCCAAAAUGGAGAGAUGGACCAAUGGGUCCUAAGACAUUAUGCAAUGCCUGUGGGGUGAGAUACAGGUUUGGAAGACUUCUGCCAGAAUACAGACCUGCUGCUAGUCCUACAUUUCAAGCCAGUAAACACUCAAACUCCCACAAAAAGGUGUUGGAAAUCAGGAGUCGAAAGGAAUGGCAGCCCAACCUUCAUAGACCAAAUUAACACAUUUUGGUUUCCAAAUACAGCCUUCUUAUAUUCACAAAGGGCUGGCACUAUUAAUUGUUGAGGAAAUGAGACAUUCAAAUUUCAUCUCAGGCAUGUGGCUUUUGAGUAAGUAGGAAUUUUUUAUUAUUUGUAUGGCUUCGAAAUGCAGGAGGUUACUCAGUGAAAUCCUUUUUACAAAUUUGUGAAUCUGAUUCUCAGGUGGUCGUGACUUUACUGAAUGAGCAUCAAUUAGAUGAGGUUAGCUGGCAUUUGGCUGUGCUGAUUAGGCAUAUUCUUGGUUGUGUAGGUCUUUGGAAUCUGCUAUUUUUCGCCACAUUCCCAGGGAAUGGAAUGGCGUGGUUGAUUGCCUGGCCAAAUGAGCUUCUGAUCAUGGGCAAGGCUGGAAUAUUGUGGACAAGGGGCAAUUAUCCCCUGAUAUGUCUCAAUUGUUGGACCACUUAGUGGAUACUGACAGAGCUGUGUAAUUCUUUCUCUGUUGGGCUUGUGGCCCUUUCUUCUUUGUAUCUCUUUCUUUGUUCUAA
Molecule: messenger RNA, 2677 nt
Organism: Cryptomeria japonica (Japanese cedar)
Lineage: Eukaryota; Viridiplantae; Streptophyta; Pinopsida; Cupressales; Cupressaceae
Exons: 3
Coding region: 180-2153 (657 amino acids)
Biological process (GO): regulation of DNA-templated transcription
Molecular function (GO): zinc ion binding; sequence-specific DNA binding
Source: RefSeq, a predicted model, not a curated record